AUGGAUUAAAGAAUCUAAUAGUUGGAACAAUGCAUUUUGCAAUUGCAAUUCUAAAUCCUAAUUAAUAAUAUACAAGUACCCAAUGAGACAAUCCCAGAAUACUUGAGAAUUAUUGAAGUCCCAGCAUUUGUUAAAGCAAAAUUAAAAUCCAUUAGGUUCAAUCCUUAAUAUGAAGCCAAAGAUGCUAUCUUCAAAAAUGCUACGAAUAUUGGAAUCAAUCGAGUUUAUUAAGGAUAUUGGUAAAAUGAGAAGUAGAAUGGAAGAGGUUAAGAAUUUAAUGAUUAGGAAAAAAAAUUCUUUUAUGGCUAUUGGUAAAAUGGAGUCUUUGUUUAAGGUUUAAUUAUAACUGAAAACUUUUUAUUUGAAGGAGAUGCUAAGGACGAACAAUUUUUGGAAGGGGUUCUUGUUUUUUCUGAUAAAAGAGUUUUUAAGGGUAAGUUUGUGCAAUAAGCACUAAAUGAUGAUGAGGGAGAGUAUCUUAGUAAGACAGAAAAAUACAAGGGAGGAUUUAAAAAUGGAAUGAAGCAUGGGAAGGGAAAAUUAGAAAAUGAGAAUUUUACAUAUGAAGGAGCAUUUGUCAAUGAUAAGAUUUGUGGUUAAGGAAUAUUGAUAGAAAAGGCAAAUGGGUGGAGACAAGAGGGUUUGUUCAAUGAUGGCAAAUUGAAUGGUAAGGGUGUGUACAUUAGAAGUUUGGGAGAUUAUUAUGAAGGGGAUUUCAAAGAAGGUUAGAGACAUGGCAAAGGCACUUUGAAGAGAGAUGGAAUAAUAUACCAAGGAAAUUACAUUGAAGGAUUGUUGGAUGGAUGGGUGUAGAUGACUUAGGAGAAGAGGAUCUUCAAAUGUUUUUUUGAGAAGGGAGAAGAAGAUAAAAAUAAAAGAUCAUUGGUUUAAUGA
This is a messenger RNA of Paramecium tetraurelia, 894 nucleotides long. RefSeq lists its product as uncharacterized. The record is from RefSeq and is a predicted model, not a curated record. The transcript has 2 exons. NCBI's taxonomy places the organism in Eukaryota, Ciliophora, Oligohymenophorea, Peniculida, Parameciidae.